AUGUCGGGAGUUGAAGGAGUUUGUGCGAGGGCGGUAGGAGGGAGGAGAGCAGGACUCAGCUCUGCCGCUGCUCAGGGGGAGCCCCGCGUGGCCCCGCAUCAAGCCCGGCCUCCGUCCCGGCCCCACCACCCCAGGAAGCGUAUUCUUGAAAUAACUGCUGUUGAUGUUGGAAUUGUUGCCAUCAAGGGCUUGUUCUCCGGCAGAUACCUGGCCAUGAACAAAAGGGGCAGACUUUAUGCAUCAGAAAAUUAUAACGCAGAAUGUGAGUUCGUGGAGCGGAUCCAUGAAUUGGGUUAUAACACCUAUGCAUCCCGUCUAUACCAGACUGUACCUAACAGACCUGGCACCAAGCGCAAAGCCAGUGCAGAGAGACUCUGGUAUGUCUCAAUCAAUGGGAAAGGACGACCCAGAAGGGGCUUUAAAACUCGCAGGACACAGAAAUCAUCUCUCUUUCUGCCCAGAGUAUUGGAUAACAAAGACCAUGAGAUGGUCCGACUGUUCCACACAAACGUGAAAUAUCGAGAGAGUCUCCUGAAGCCCCUGAGCAAGAACCAGCGAAGAAGGAGAGGACGCUGA
Messenger RNA from Mesitornis unicolor (brown roatelo), 576 nucleotides. It is a transcript of the gene FGF3, whose product is annotated as fibroblast growth factor 3. Gene Ontology annotation, molecular function: growth factor activity; fibroblast growth factor receptor binding. Lineage: Eukaryota; Metazoa; Chordata; Aves; Mesitornithiformes; Mesitornithidae. The coding region runs from base 1 to 576 and encodes 191 amino acids. The record is from RefSeq and is a predicted model, not a curated record. Gene Ontology annotation, biological process: regulation of cell migration; positive regulation of gene expression; cell differentiation. Gene Ontology annotation, cellular component: cytoplasm. The transcript has 3 exons.